AUGCCUCCUUCAAAUCUCUCUCUCCUAUUAACACUUCUAUUACUUAUCUCCACCGACGCCAUUUCCACCACCGCCGCCGCCGCCGCACCUCUUUACUUCAAAGAAGCACCCAAAUUCUACAACUCACACAAUUGUCUUCCCGCCGAUGAUAUCUGCUCCGCUAAUGCAGUUCAUGUCGCCAUGACUCUUGAUGCUGCUUACCUCCGGGGAUCCAUGGCUGCCAUUCUUUCCGUCCUUCAACACUCUUCUUGCCCGGAAAACAUUCGCUUCCAUUUCGUCGCCUCCGCCUCCGCAUACACCGACAACAUCCAGCUCACACUCGCCACAUCCUUCCCAUACCUCCGUUUCAACGUCUACAGAUUCGACGACCCCGCUGUUUUAGGACUCAUCUCAACCUCCAUUCGCUCCGCCCUCGACUGCCCUUUAAACUACGCUCGUAACUACCUCGCCGACCUCCUCCCCGCCUGCGUCAACAAAGUCGUCUACCUCGACUCCGACCUGGUACUCGUCGACGACAUUGCAAAACUCGCCGCCACACCCUUCGGAGACGAAACUGAUCGCAAAGUCCUCGCCGCACCGGAAUAUUGCAACGCCAACUUCACAUCCUACUUCACGCCGACGUUCUGGUCAAACCCUUCUCUCUCCGCCACAUUCUCCGACCGAAAAGCAUGUUACUUCAACACCGGAGUCAUGGUGAUCGAUCUUGCAAGGUGGCGCGAGGGAGAUUACACCACGAAGAUUAUAGAAUGGAUGGAAUUACAGAAAAGAAUAAGGAUAUACGAACUGGGAUCACUGCCUCCUUUCCUACUUGUUUUCGCCGGAAAGAUAGCUCCGGUGGAUCACCGAUGGAACCAACAUGGAUUAGGUGGUGAUAAUUUUCAAGGUCUUUGCCGUGAUUUACAUCCGGGGCCGGUGAGUUUACUGCAUUGGAGUGGGAAAGGGAAGCCAUGGGUUAGACUAGAUGGGAAUAGAGCUUGUCCUUUGGAUACACUUUGGGCACCUUACGAUCUUUUACAAACUUCAAAUGUUCUUGAAUCUUGA
Molecule: messenger RNA, 1041 nt
Organism: Lactuca saligna
Lineage: Eukaryota; Viridiplantae; Streptophyta; Magnoliopsida; Asterales; Asteraceae
Source: the annotation of a GenBank genome assembly